GAGAGAGAGAGAAAGACACACACACUCUCUCAGUUCGUGUCGAGAGAGAGAAGGGUGAAGAGUAUCUUACGGUGCAUUGAAAAAAAAAAGCAAAUCGACUACUUUUGAAAAUAAAUAUAGAAAAAACUAUAAAUAGAUCUAUAUAUAUCUUGACGUCCAUUGACCCCACAACCAGAAAAUAAAAAAAAAUAGACCCCUACUUCCAAAAUCAUACAAAGUGGCCCCCCUACUCAUUUUCGACAAUGCAGUGCCCUACCCUAGCGCAAGAGAUCUCUCUUCUCAAAGGCACUGCCCCACGAAGGGAAUAGAUCAGGCUCUUUGAGAGUGAGAGAGAGAGAGUAAGAGAAAGGAGGAGUUCGUUGUGUUGAUAAUGCGCAGGAGAAAAGUCCCUCCACUGCGCAGGUCUGUGAACGAAGUGGGCCAGAGGUUAUCGUCCCAAAAACGACAAUGAUUCGACCCGGGGCCCAUCAACCUAAUCACGGGGGCUACCUGUAUUAUGUUUUACCUGUUGAAGGUAGAUGUACGGAGAGCGGACGGGACAACCCAUUCCGACCAGACGGGGACAUCUCCCGAGAGGCCGACGAAAUCGUCCAACUCAUCAAGUCUGGCCGCCCCUUGCAGAGUCAGCCGGGGCGGGGGGACACCACAGACUCGAUAGACAGCGGUCCCAUCUCCCCCGACGGCAAGGAGGCGUCUUCGGAACCCCUCAUCUCCGCCAACGACGCUUCUCCACAGCAGCAACAGAUCCCCUCGCCCUUACCAGUGCCAACACAACCCGUGGGGGCAACCACGACAGGUUCUCCAGGCAAGGCCGGUGCCAACGGCUCGGCCGCCCCCGAUAACUCGACCCCAGGCACUGUUGAGGUCACACACGCCACAGUGAAGCCCACGGAUGCCGCCCACGUCGAACACGUCGUCAUUAAGAAGAAGAGCAAAUGCAACUGUUGUGUGAUUCAGUAAUAGUGACGAUGACGUUCGGAUCGCCGACAAAAGUGUAACUCAAUGAUGGAGGACUUGGCUUAGGGUGGCUCCAUUGUCCAGUGAAAGACAGAGAAAAAGAAGGCGAUUUACUUGUGAAACUUGGGACUUGCCUGUACAUGGAGCCAAUCCUUUUUUUGGGGGCUAGAAGGGUGCAAGUGCGGUGUUGCUUGACUUUUAACAUGUGCUUUGUCUUCUUCUCUGCUGUUUGCACAAUCCACCAUGACUCUACUUUCGAAGUGUUCCAAAGAUGGAUGAAAUAUAUUUUAUGUAUAAUUAAUUUCAUAAAUAGUUCAUUGCUAUAGGUGAGAGAGAGAGAGAAAAUAAGGAGUUAAUCAUUCAUUAACUUAGAUUGGCUUUCCACUUGUCCCCGGGAAACACACUACAGAACCAAUUAGCUGAUUUUUAGGUGUUUUUCAUCUCUUUGUUUUGUUCCUGUGAUUGUUUUUGCACUACGACUCGAUUAGUGCUUUAUCAUCAGGCACGUGUUCGCAUCCGCCACGCUGAGAUCUAUGUCUGUUGGCCAAAAACAUGAAUCACGAGUCUACGAGGAGCUUCAUUGACAAAACAGUGUUGGAUAACCUGGCAGAGAUUUCUUUUAAAAGAUCGUGUUCUUUCAUCCGCUUCAACUCAAAGGUGUUGGCUUUCAUUCUGAAAUGGUUAAUACUCUCGUAGGAACACUAUAGUUAUUUAUUUCCUCUUGGUUAAUGGUUGCCUACUUCAUGCACGUGCCUACAAGACCAAAACAUUUACAGGUAGUAAACCUAAGGUUCUCAAAACUGCCGGAGGUUAUCGUAAUGCUCCGCGAGGAGUUCAAGAGAGUUUCUCGUAGCGAACGGUAGCUUCAAGAUGCUCGUCUCUUGAAUGGUAACACUAUAUACCCUAACAAUCAAAGCAAUCACAUAUCCGUACGUUUGUCAAACUAAGGCUGUAUGCAGUUACUAGAGUGUCUAUGUGUUUCUGGCUAACAGACAUCAAAAGCAAGUCAGCAGAUAUACUUAAUUCAUUUAAAAAUUUUAAAUUGUAACAGGGAAAAAGGAAGGGAGGAAAGGUGCUCGUAGGGAUCUCAAACGCCUCAAAGCAAAAGGUUUCUUUCCAAGUUCCGAAAGUAUCGACUUAAAAUGAUUACUCUAUAAUAGAGUAUAAAGCGACAGAUAUAAAGGUUUCGAACGGAUGGAAUCAAAGAAACCUCACUUAUUCUUUUAAUACACACCGAAAUAAUUCCUAUGAACGAUGUAUGACUCUUACCAACUUUAGCUUUCAAAAAGCUAUCAGGCUUAAAAAAUUUCCUUCUUGCUGAACUGGGAAAUAAUAAUGAGUUGCAGAGGAUCCUAACGGGGCCGUUGGUUUUAAAUAUACGUAUAUAUAUCUCAAUAGUUGUCAUACAGCAGGAUAAGGGUGUAAUCCACUAUUUGCUGAGGAUGUUGGAUCCUAUUCCUGUCGGAGAAGGUUGGACGGAUAAUCAAUGGACACGAAAAAAUGUUGGUUCCUAUGUCAAUGAUUAUCUAGAUCUCUAGAUCUUGUUAUAAACAUUUGUUACUUAGAGAGAGAGAGGGAAGAGUAAUGGUUCAUUACAGAUAGUAUAUUUACGGUACAACAAAUUGGCUUGUCAAUUCUGUUUCUCAGUGUUAUGAUCACAUAACCUUUUCAACAAAGCCUAGUGAAGAGAUGACACCUUGGUAAAAAAAAAUAAAUAAAAUGAAAAAUAGGAAAAAAAUUGAUAAAAGUUCGGGCAGUCAUCCAAGUGCCUAUAGAAAGAUACAAUGGCAGUGAUGGUCCACACACCUCCGAGCUCCGUGCGACGUAGGGGGUCUCUGGCCCAUCGCGUGCUAUUCCGUAGAUCUUCUACUGUGUAGACUUCUUUCUUUAGUUUCUGUAAAUGAAAUGACCAUGAGUCAGAGUUGUAAAAAGAGUGGUGGCCGUGACAACAAGCGGGGACAUCCAUGGUGCUAGGGGUAGCGGGCCAGCCUUGUCGUCACAGCGCACCAUCCGAUGUUUCUUUUUAUUGAGAAAAUGACAAAAAUGUGUUCAUGAUCAAGUUUGUAACUUAAGGGAGAGCAAUAGCUUCUUUUAUACAGAGAAUGAAAAUGUUCAAUGGGACUUUUAAAAGUCCCGCAAUAGGAUUCAACACUCAGUGUACCUCAAGAAAAAGGUUGAACUGCAAUUGAGCAAAGGUUAGUGUCUUUACCUGUAUAUAAAGUACCUUUAUAAGAUGUUUAUGAGCUAUACUUUUAAAGAAAAGAUCCUAAUCAUAGGUAAACAAUGCAUUGUGAAUACUUAGACUGAAUGGCAAUAGAAAACAAGCUAUACAUCACUUUGUAGCCGAUUUACUUUCCUCUUUUUAUUUUGACGAACCCGAUGCCAAGUUAUUUACUACUACUACUUCUUGACGAAGGUUGGACGCUUUUGAAAGAAUAAACGACAGUCGGUACUUCCCAGGUUCAAUACUAUGAGCCGUUUGUGUUCUUUGUGAUGUUAGACAAGAGAGUUCUUUGUCACCAGUGUGAGUGGGAGGAAUUGAAGGAUGCUUCAGCUCUGCGGUUCAAGGAGUAGGUCAUCAUGAAAGCUGCUUCUUCUUCUUCCAUGAUGACGAUACAAUGCAGAUAGCUUGACACGGUCUUGUGUUACAAGACGAAUUUCUGUCCGCAUACCUUAGGUGUGGGCGAGUGGUGUAUUCUUUAGACCUAUACUCGUAGACGAUACUUGUCUCCACACUAUGUGCAGAUAUUGAUUGACGAUAGGUACUUUAAACUUGUCAUGUUACAUUAGACAGAGGUUGUCUACAACUGUUGUAUUAGGGACAAAACUUGUCAACAUGCUGAUGUUAGACGAAGGAACCUACCAGAUGUGUAGGCCUUUGUCAUAUUAUUGUGAUACAGUCAAUUUGUAAUUUUUUGUUUUUGUUUGUUAUUCAUGAAAAAAGAUUUAUCAAAUGCAUGAUCUCCAUUUUGAUGUGGAAUUAUUUGUUACCGUUUUAUUUAUGAGUGCACUUACUACAAUUCGUCGUUCAGUUUUAACAUAACUGCUAUUGAAUAUUUAUUUUUUCCUCUUUACGUUGUAAGACAUCAAUUGGAAGGAGGAGGAGGAGGGUGGUUUUAGCAUCAGAAAAACUUGUGUAACUUGUCAGAGUCAUGUAGUAGAUUAUUAGGACCUUUUGGAGAAGUUUAUUUUUAAUAUGCGGUAUUACCGAUGUGUAGAAAACGGAACGGCAGGAAAUUCAAGUGUAAAAUCUUCGCUAAGUGUAAAUAUACAUGUACACACACAUAUGCAGUGCAUACAUAAAUUUAUUAUGUAUGUACUCUGUAUGUGUAAACAGUCAUUGGCUUUACUCUAGCUCAUUAAAGGCGUAAGACUUCUAAAAUGUUUAAUUAAGAUCUUCAUUUAUACAACUUGAAGACCUGAGUGGUUACAAUUAACAACUGACAUAUUACAAUAUGGUUUCAUGUAAAUUUUUAUAUUAAUUAUCCCUCAUUGGCCAGUAUUUAUAUUUAUUCUUGACAUUUCAUGGCACAUUUCAGCAAAUUUUUUAUCCUCCUAAGAGCCUUUUUUUUUUUUUUUCAAUAAACCAGACCUUUUCAAGGUGCAGUAUUGUAAAAAAAAAAAAAUUAUUCCACACAUGAUAAAGAUUAAAAUUCUGAAGCUAUGUGAAAAGAUGGGAAAAGGAAUAUUUUAUAUGAUGUUUUUAUAGGUUGAUAUGUAUAUUGACGAAGAAUUAAAAAUCAUACCAAACUGGACAUUCGUGAUCUGGCAACGUCAGGAAAAAAAACGUGUGUACAUAGUUAACGAAUAAAGGUUCAUAUGUAAAUUUGACAUAAAUUCAUCAUUGUAAAAAGCAUAUAGGAAUAAUGCACUUAGCUCCCUUUAAUAGAAUACAGACAGUAAGGAACUGCGUACAGUACUCUUAAUGAUGUUGUUUGCUUCCUUGAGAAGUGACUGAUGGUGUUAAUGAACUAUAUGAGAGUAAGCCUUAAUAGCCAUCAUCAUUCAACCAGUUCAUUUUUUUUUUUUUUGGGGGGGGGGGGGGGGGGGGGGGGGGGGGGGGGGGGGUGGGGGGGGGGGGGGGGGGGGAGAAAGUCGCCGGACAACAAAAUGCCUUCUAGAGGGACUCAAGUUGCAUAGACAGUUGCAAUGGUCAAUUUGUACAAUGUAACGAAACUCAUAUUCUCGUAAAUCCAGCACCCUUGUCGCGAGAAGAGUUCGUACAAGUACACCCGCAGCAUUCUUUACGUACCGGUACUUCUCUGCUGGCGACGUGGGUGUUGCCCAACUCUUUUAGCAAUGUUUAGGUGUCUUCAGAUCGUUCGAGCAAAGGAUGAAAGAGACGUAGAGUUUGAACUUCCACGCUCGAAGUUUGCCAGCGGUAGCGUAAAAAAAUGAAAAUUUUCAAGAGCCACAACCAACCAGCACGUUUAUUAUGAUUAUCUUUUUUGAUUCUUCCUCUUACUGAUUCAGUAUAUCGUUAACGUUUUAACUCUUGCAGAUAUAUAUAUAUAUAUAUAUUUACCAGCCUUCCUCAUCAUCAUCAUCAGUUAUAUAGCAUAUGAAUAUUAAGCGGAACUUAUGACAGCUGAGUAUCAAAAUAAACAGUAUCUUCGACUACAGGAAGAGGUUUUGUAGACAGUUAUCUACAUUAAACUAACUCUUUGUUCCCACGUUAUAAAACUACAUAGAAAUAUGAGCCUUCUCAAAACUUUUACUUGUGGCUUCAUUGUACCGUCUUGCCAGAAAUUUUAGGUAUUUCAACGGCUCAGUACAUACGGACGUUCCAGUCGCUGCGUUUUUCCAUGUAAACAAAAAAACGAUUGUUCAGAACGAAAGCCGAUCAACCGAUAGUCGUGACUCCUUCACACCUGGAACAUCCUUAUGCACGUCGACACAUCAUGUUAGCUGCUUCUUGGUAGUCAAUCUAUUUCUCUCGGCCUGUCUGCUUGUGGUGUCGUAAGUGUGAUAUUAUGAUAUGGGCCACAGGUAGCAUACCACUAUGGUCAACGAGACUCACAACAAGCUGCUGGAGACAGUCAAACUGCUCGAAAAAAUGUCAACUUCUUCUUACGAGGCAGCUCCUCGAAGCUGCCCUUUUCGGAAAGGGGUUGGGAGGGGGUUAUAGAUUUUACCAUUUGUCUUUUCUUUGGCAUUCUCAAGCAUCUAUCUUAAACAUUGUUGCCAGGGAGACCCGUCGUUCAAUGAAGCGUGUGACUUGACUGACUAAGAGGAGGAGAAGCCUGCUUGAAAUUUCGUAGUGUGUCUUAAAGAGGGGGGUGCAAGUCGACAGGUCAAAUACGUCACACCACCUGCAUAUGGCAUUUUGUCGAACGUUCAUUACGGUAGAGGUAAUUAUAUGUAUUUGUACCAAAAUCAUUGUGAGACAUAUAAAUAAUUGCAUAAAUAAAGUGUUUGUUUUUCA
This is a messenger RNA of Macrobrachium nipponense, 6382 nucleotides long. RefSeq lists its product as uncharacterized. The record is from RefSeq and is a predicted model, not a curated record. The coding region runs from base 448 to 960 and encodes 170 amino acids. NCBI's taxonomy places the organism in Eukaryota, Metazoa, Arthropoda, Malacostraca, Decapoda, Palaemonidae. The transcript is spliced from 3 exons.